AAAUUUGUCACCCUAACUAAUUUCUCUCUCUGACCUCUGCCCAUUAUCUCUCUCUCUAACUCCGAAUCUUUUUGUGAGAAGGAGAGGGAGAGAGAGAGGUCGCAACUCGCAAAAGGACAAUAUUUAUUUUAAAAUUAUUUUGUUUGUGUGUGUUUGCGUGAGAGAGAAAAAUGGGUGGAUGUACGUCGAGACAUGAGGUGCUGAAGAACGCCGGCGAGGCUCCGUUGCCAGCUCCGGCGAACGACCACCACGCUGAGGUGCCGCCGGCGGCCGUGCGGGAAGAAGAGGAUGAAGCUAAGCGUCAGUCACUUGGCAAAUUAUUCAACGAGCAAGUUCAACAACAAGACGUUAAGCCGCAAGAAUCCCCCGUCAAUCAAGUUGUCGAGAAACAAAAGAUAGAAGCCUCUAAAACUGAAGCUUCCGCAAUCGAGAACAAAGAAGAAUCUAAAAGCGAAGCUCCCGAACCCGAGAACAAAGAAAUAGCUAAAUCCGAUUCUCCCAAAACCGAGGACAAAGAAGUAGCUAAAACCGAAGCUCCCGAAGAAAAAGAAAGCAAUGCUGCUAAAACAGAAGAAGCUCAAGAAGGAAACGGCUCACUAUCUGUUGAGAAAGAAAACAAAGAAGAAUCUAAAACCGAAGCACUCCAAGAAACAGAGAACAAGGCUGCUAAAACAGAAGCUCAAGAGAAAAAUGCGUCACAGUCAGCCGAAGAAAAGCCCGUUGAGGAGAGCACAAAGCCCGAAACAACAUCUUUAGAGAAAGCUGAGGAGAAGAAAACAGAAGAGGACAAAUCCGAGACGGGCUCAACCGAAGCUAAGACGACCGAUGAGAAGAAGCCUUUGUUUAAAUUAUGGUUUUAA
Striga asiatica is the source of this 860-nucleotide messenger RNA. The record is from the annotation of a GenBank genome assembly. NCBI's taxonomy places the organism in Eukaryota, Viridiplantae, Streptophyta, Magnoliopsida, Lamiales, Orobanchaceae.